AAUUCAUCCAUUGCAAUUUCACCAAUUGUCAAUGCAAUGCCAAUUCAUUAGAGUCAUCAAUAGAACAAAAGCAAAAUGCGAUUAGGAUUACCGGAACCCCUUUCCUUGUUGGUCAGGAAGCGGUUUACGGCGGCCAAAGAAUCCGGCGGUCUAGUGUUCUCGGCGACGCAGUUGGCUGUUCUCUCGGCGUCGGGGAUACAAUACCAACUUCGCUACUGCCCAGCACUCGCCAAAAAGCCCAAUGCCACUGCAAAACAGUUGCCGCAAGAACCGAAACAUAGUAAUAAUAAUAAUGCUACUAAUAAACAUGACAAAAAGCCGGAUCCAUUCGAGAACCCCUCGGAGGAUUUAUUCAUCGCCGACAUCCCAUUUCAUCCAUCGGCAAGCGACCGUCAACAGCAGGGAAAAAGGGGGCCGAGUCAUAUUCUUGUCCUGAAUAAAUUCCCGGUUAUACCCAACCAUUUCAUUCUCGCGACCAAGUCAUUUCGGCCGCAGACGGAUAUUCUAGAAAAGGAUGAUUUGGAGGUUACGUUUGCGUGUUUGAGAGAGUGGAGAGGAGAGGAUCUUGAUAUACAAGAUGAUGAUCGAGAAAAGAGGCAUCAGAAAGGAGCUGCUGCUUCAAGCGGAAGAAGAUUGUUUGCCUUUUUCAAUUCCGGUGAAGAGAGCGGUGCAAGUCAACCUCAUAGGCACUUGCAAUUUCUUCCCGUGGAGGAUAUGCGUGGGCAGGAAUUAUCUUCUUCUUCUUCUUCAUCAUCUUCAUCUUUUUCUGCGUCGUCGUGGGUGCCCCUGAUUGAUCGGGUGUCAACCGCAGAGGCGAUUGUAUCGCAUUCAGCAUUCAGGGAGCUACCGGGUCUCCCGUUCAAACAUUUUGCGCUGCUAUUGCCUGAGGAUCCGUCGGCGGAGUUCUUGCACAAUGCAUACUUGUCGCUGUAUCAGGCUGCUGUUGCGGCAGAUGCAGGUACGACAUCGUCAAACCGCGAGGAUGUGCAGACUUCAGGACCGGCGGCAAUCAGCUACAACUUCGCAAUGACCGAGUCUGCAAUGAUGAUAUGUCCUAGGAAGAGCGAGACUGCGCAGCUUCAGCUCCAGAAAGAGAAGAGUGACAGCGCAAUCUCGCUCAAUGGGACUAUACUGGCAGGCACAUUGAUGGUCAAACAGGAGCCGGAGUGGGAUGAACUAUGUUCUGCUCCUGAAAAACUCGAUUCCCUUUUGGCAGCAGUUGGGAUUGCUACUGUUUCUUCUUAGGCUGAUCCCUGUUUCUGACCUAUACUGUGCCUGUGUAUCUAACUGAUAGGAAGCAAUAUGAAUAUUAUUUACUUCCUUAUAUGCACCUAGCCAGCCUUUUGUAUGUGCUGGGUGUAUGUAAGGAUGAAAGAAAA
Messenger RNA from Talaromyces proteolyticus, 1379 nucleotides. RefSeq names its product ATP adenylyltransferase-domain-containing protein. Gene Ontology annotation, biological process: nucleotide metabolic process. NCBI's taxonomy places the organism in Eukaryota, Fungi, Ascomycota, Eurotiomycetes, Eurotiales, Trichocomaceae. The coding region runs from base 76 to 1245 and encodes 389 amino acids. Gene Ontology annotation, molecular function: ATP binding; ATP:ADP adenylyltransferase activity. The record is from RefSeq and is a predicted model, not a curated record. The transcript has 2 exons.